Molecule: messenger RNA, 489 nt
Organism: Saccostrea cuccullata (small rock oyster)
Lineage: Eukaryota; Metazoa; Mollusca; Bivalvia; Ostreida; Ostreidae
Product: serine-protein kinase ATM-like
Exons: 3
Source: RefSeq, a predicted model, not a curated record
AUGGUAGAUAAAUGUAUUGGUAACAACUUGGAUGUCAUUGUUGUCAACAUUUUGCUGUGUCUUUAUGACCUUGAAGAUGACAAAUUUAUGAAAACUGCUGUCAUCAGGAACCUGGACCCCGAGCCAAAUCCACCAUGUUACAAAAUGUACCAGAUACAGUCUACUCUUGAUUACCUGACCAGUAAUUUGUCUGGGAAAAAAUCUCUGGUAGAAGUACUGUCAAAGACACAGGAUUCCUUUCAAAAGAUCCUACAGGAGUUGUCGUUGAGAUUGUUUAUGGACCAACGAUUACAUGAGAAGCGGCGGGUGCUGCAGAUGUAUUGCCUUGUAUGCAGACUCCUACUUCAGGACUUUGAUGGUGGAUUGGGUGGUUGCUUUGUCUACAUAUUCAGAGAAAUUCUCUAUCGUCUAGUUUAUCUGAUACAAGAAAUGAGGAAACAGGAAUGGUAAAAUUUUAUAUCUUCAUCAGUUAUCAUUGUACCAGAGUAG